Emericellopsis atlantica is the source of this 1305-nucleotide messenger RNA. RefSeq lists its product as uncharacterized. Gene Ontology annotation, cellular component: intracellular anatomical structure. Gene Ontology annotation, molecular function: oxidoreductase activity, acting on NAD(P)H, oxygen as acceptor. NCBI's taxonomy places the organism in Eukaryota, Fungi, Ascomycota, Sordariomycetes, Hypocreales, Bionectriaceae. The transcript has 2 exons. Bases 248 to 1135 code for a protein of 295 amino acids. The record is from RefSeq and is a predicted model, not a curated record.
GUUGGAGAUGUCGUGGAGAGGAGCAGUCGUAAGCGGAGGCAGGAGGAGGAGGAGGAGGAGGAGGAGGAGGAGGCAGCUGGAGGCAGCUCGAAGCGCAGCCGGAUGUCGUGGACCUGGACUGUCCCUCUCCAUGUGAUUGUGAUAUUUCUAUGACUGACAGUCAUUCUUUUCGCUUUGUAGACCAUCAUUGCCUUGCCACUUCCCUCAUAUCACUUCCAGUACGACAGUCGACAGACAGAGUCUGACCAUGACCGCCAACGCCAUCGUCAGCGACAUUGAGCUCCCGCGCAAUGGCGUGGUCGAGUCUCAGCACUCGCUCGCCGCCGGGACCACGACGCACAACCUCUUCUCACUUACCGGCAAGACUAUUGCCAUCACAGGUGGCGGUCGCGGACUCGGCAUCACUCUCGCCCUCGCUGUCGUCGAGGCGGGCGGUAACGUGGCUUGCCUCGACAUCCUUAGCGAACCAUCCGCAGAAGAAUGGACAAGUCUGUCUGCGCUAGCAAAGAAGACAGGUCGCAGCGUGACCUACCACCGCUGCGAAGUGACAGACGAGACAUCCAUCGAGAGCGUCAUGGACACAGUAGCGAGGGAUGCCACAGCUCGCCAGGCGCCCUUUUGGGGGACGAUUGCAUGCGCCGGUAUCCAGCAGCAGGUACCCGCGCUCGACUAUCCGGCGGCCGACUUUGACAGGAUCCUGCGCGUCAACGUGACGGGCGUCUUCAACACGGCCAAGUACGCGGCGCGCGUGCUGCGACGCGAGGGACGACCGGGCAGCAUCGUCCUCAUCUCGAGCAUGUCGGGCAACGUGGCCAACCGAGGGCUCAGCUGCUCCGCGUACAACAGUAGCAAGGCAGCCGUGCAGCAGAUGUGUCGGUCGGUGGCGCAGGAAUGGGGUCAGUACGGUAUCCGCGUGAAUACUCUGUCGCCUGGUUACAUCCGCACCGCCAUGACGGACCAGCUGCUCCAGGAGAACCCGGACGUGGAGAGGACGUGGAUGGCCGGCGCGCUGCUCGGUCGUCUGGGCGCACCUGAGGACUUCAAGGCGCCGGCUGUCUUUCUCCUCAGCGAGGGCGCGGCCUUUGUUCAUGGGAGCGACCUGCGCGUCGACGGGGGGCAUUGCGCGUCGGCGUAGGUGAGGGCCAGGGGGCGUGGAAAUUAAUUACUAGUACACUUGAGUGGAUUGAUUAGACUGAUGGUGGAAACAAGGGACUACGUACAAGCAGUAAUGACAAUUGACAGAUAGAAUAAGCAUCAUUGUUCAUCGACAAAACAUGGACGCUGAAUGGUCGCCUCCCAGUCUGG